Manihot esculenta (cassava) is the source of this 1902-nucleotide messenger RNA. Its product is annotated as probable E3 ubiquitin ligase complex SCF subunit sconB. The transcript has 8 exons. Lineage: Eukaryota; Viridiplantae; Streptophyta; Magnoliopsida; Malpighiales; Euphorbiaceae. The record is from RefSeq and is a predicted model, not a curated record. Bases 112 to 1605 code for a protein of 497 amino acids. Gene Ontology annotation, molecular function: protein binding.
ACUCGGCUUCGACGACCGGAAUAACAAGCAAACACCAGCUCUGGUUUCUCUUCCACUGACCCUAUUUCUUUUACUUUUUACCCGGGAUUACGUCAAAGGAAAUUGAAGAAGAUGGCGCCAUCACCAUCGGAAUCCACCGAUUUGGCGUCACCACCACCAUCAAAGAUUACUGACUUGAACGAGGACUCACUGUCUCAUUGUGCCAGUUACCUGAGCCUGCAGGACAUCUCCAAUUUGGCCAUGACCUGCAAGUUCCUCAAGCGCGUGUCUUAUUCUGAUUCCAUCUGGCAGCGGUGCUUUAGCGAGCGUUGGCCAAAUGAAGUGGCUCGUAUCUCGUCAACCUCUUCAGGAGUGAGGGAUGCGUAUUUGGCUAGGCACGCUUCAAUGCAUCAAUUCAAAUUCGUUGAUCCUUUGUCUGCUGAUUUAUAUACGAAUGCGAAACCUUUUGAUCAUAUUAUAUUGGACAAAAAUGAUGUCAUCUUUUCACAGGGUUCGUCCAUACAAUCAGUGAAGAUUGAUAGCAAUGGAGAAGACUCUGUGGUCACACUAAGUGAUCAUAAUGCAAGAAUUACUUGUAUGAGAUUGUUUCCCAUUUAUGAAACCUCUCUUUAUCGAAGCCAGUCACAAAUUAAAGAAAAUGUUUUGAUAACCUCAAGCUGUGAUCAUUCUAUUCGUUUGUGGUGGAAGGGCUCUUGCCAACGCUGUUUUAGAGGUCAUAAUGGUCCUGUUUCAACCUUGUCAGAUAAGUUGCUAGGUGACAGUAGUGCCAAGUUAUUGGCAAGUGGUGGGGAGGAUGGUACAGUUCGCCUUUGGUCCCUUAGCUCAAGUGCAAAGCGAGGUCAACAUGCUUUAAAGGCUACAUUUUAUGGGCAUGAGAAACCUAUAAAAUUGAUGUCAGUUGCAGGGCACAAAGCUUCUCUUUUGGUAACCAUCUCAAAAGAUUCCAAGGUUAGGGUUUGGGAUACAACUACAUCUUCUGCUAUUCGUUCUUCAUGCUGUGUUGGAAUGACUUGUCUGCCUGGCACACCUGUGGACAUGAAAUGCCAUGAAUCGUUGCUUUAUGUUGCAGCUGGUUCCUCUGUUGGAGUUGUGGAUUUGAGAACAAUGCAGAAAGUCAUCACUGCUGCUAGUUACCAACCUAGAUUAUGUUCAUUUGCAAUUGUCCCUUCAAAGUCCUUGAUAUGCACUGGUGGAAGCGGCAAAGCAAUGCUUUGGGAUAUAAGGAGAAAUCAGGAGGCACCAAAAGCAGAACCAAUAGCCGAGUUGGAUGGACAUACAGGUCCAGUUGCACAGUUGCACAUGGAUCCAUAUAAAAUAGUAACAGGAGGACCAGAGGAUUUAUACAUUAAUGUUUGGGAGACUAAAACUGGUGUGCAAACAAAUUCCUUGAUGUGCUGCCAUUCUGAGGACGCAAGGCGUAGCUCUGGGUGUUCAGCCUUGGCAGUGAAUGGAACUCGAGUUGUAACUGCUACCUGUGGUGAAGAAAAUGGAAUUGUACGCUUUAGAGAUUUCGUCAAUGCUUCUUGUCCCGUUUUGAAGCAUGAAGAUGAGCAUAGUUCAAAGUUUUGGGAUCCAGAAUGUUACAGUGAUAGCAGUACUGAAUAGCUUUGAUAUCUGAAAAAAAUCAUUAGUAUAAAUUUACUGUCGAUUUUGUGUUAUACCUGUUCCCUUGUUAGGUCACCAGUAAAGUAUUAUGCUGGCUGCUGAAUUUCCCUUUUUUUUUUCAUUUUUUCUGUGACAAUAGAAUAUUGCCUUUUUUUUUUUUCCUUGAUAGAUUUGAUGGAUUGUAUUUAAGGUGUAAAUUGAAAUGUGAAUUGAUUAUGUGAUGAUUUUUCUGUGUCGAAAUUUUAUAGAGUUGGAGUAAUUAUUUCCUAAUGAAGAUUUUCGAUUAUGUUCCAUUCA